Molecule: messenger RNA, 522 nt
Organism: Penicillium vulpinum
Lineage: Eukaryota; Fungi; Ascomycota; Eurotiomycetes; Eurotiales; Aspergillaceae
Product: ubiquitin-like protein ATG12
Exons: 3
Coding region: 1-522 (173 amino acids)
Biological process (GO): nucleophagy; autophagy of mitochondrion; C-terminal protein lipidation
Cellular component (GO): phagophore assembly site membrane; cytoplasm; Atg12-Atg5-Atg16 complex
Source: RefSeq, a predicted model, not a curated record
AUGAAUCCAUCCUCUCCCUCAGCACGCUCUUCCCAGGGCUCCCCUACUCCGAAUACACAAAGCACACCUAGCCAUCGUCCAAGCCCGCGCCAACCCCAAAGCUCAGGCACACCACCUAACAACUCAGGGAACGCCCCGAUCCCAGAUGACGAUCAUGGCGCUGAUCUACCGAUGAAUAUGUCGGCAUCGGUUAUGCUAACCAAUUUACCCCGUGAUGCGCACCAAGCACUCGCCGAUGUUGAGGGUAUUGACUCGGGGAAAGUUACUGUUCGCUUUCAGCCUCUUCCUUCGGCCCCUAUUCUGAAGAAUCGGGUAUUCAAGGUUAGCGCUUCGCAGAAAUUUGAAACGGUUGUCAAGUUUCUGCGCAAGAAGCUGGACUGCAAAGAGACAGACUCCGUCUUUUGUUAUGUUAACAGUGUGUUUGCGCCCGGGCUAGAUGAAGGCAUGGGCGGACUAUGGAGGUGUUUCAAGACGGACGAUCAAUUGAUUGUCGCUUAUUCAAUGACGCCAGCGUUCGGCUGA